This is a messenger RNA of Mollisia scopiformis, 573 nucleotides long. RefSeq lists its product as uncharacterized. The record is from RefSeq and is a predicted model, not a curated record. The coding region runs from base 26 to 490 and encodes 154 amino acids. The transcript has 2 exons. Lineage: Eukaryota; Fungi; Ascomycota; Leotiomycetes; Helotiales; Mollisiaceae.
CCACGCAAUCCGCCCCUUCUACAUCAUGGACGACGGCUCCUCCCCACCGCUCUCCACCUUCACCUACCCCGGCCUCCCCCGCUCCGCCCUAACAUUCACCUGGCAGAACCGCACCAUGCGCGCCGGACCCAUGCAGCUCGUGUUCUACAACCGGUGUCUGGAGCGCUAUGCCGCCCGGCACACCUGGAUCGCGAUCUUGGAUGCCGAUGAGUAUAUCGAGACGCCUGGACCCGAGACGUUUAGGGAGGUGCUGGAGAGUUUCGAGCAUAAUCGGAGCGUGGGAGCUUUGGGGAUUAACUGGAAAGUGCACACCUCAUCGGGACUCAAGACCCGACCAUCUUCAUCCCGCAAAGCAUUCACCAGCUGUGCGUUCGACGGAAACGGCACCAUCAACCAAUACAUCAAGUCCGUAGUCAAAACGUCUUUUGGCGCCACGGCUGCGAACCCGCAUAAAUUCCGGUUCGCAGGCAAGGCGGUGACGGUUGGGUAGGAUGGGGAUGUGUUGGAUACGGUGGCGUUUCGGAAUCCGGUUACAAGGAGGAGGGUGGGGGUGCAUCAUUAUGCUGUUAAGAG